AUGGUGAAUGUUCGCUACUGUCUCACCUUGGCCACAGGGCUGGUGGAGUGCCUGUGUUUUACUGGGGUUGUUUUUGGGUGGCCCUCCCUGGUGUUUAUCCUGAAAGACAUUGGGUACUUCAGUGACCAUUGUGUGAAUGCUACAGGACCCAAUGCCACACAGAACAUAGACUGUAGCAGACAGAAUGAGCUCUUCUCCUUGGAUUUCACCAUCGCUGUCUUCCUUCAGAACUUCAUUAGCCUUUUCAAUGGAUUCUUCUUUGACUACUUUGGUACCUUGGCAUCCAGACUGCUGGGAAUAAUACUGUACACCAGCGGAACCUUGAUGAUUGCUUUUUCACAUCCAGAAGUAUCCAAUAUACUCUUUCCAGCUCUAAUCUGCAUUGCAGUUGGAGGAUUAAUGUUACUCAUCACAAACCUUCAGGUGGGGAGCCUCUUUGACACCCAUCGUUCCACCAUUAUCACCUUGUACAAUGGAGCCUACGAUUCUUCUGCCAUCAUCUUCCUCAUCAUCAAGGUGGCUUCUGAAAGAGGGAUCUCUGUACACAGCUCUUUUUUCUUCUUGUCGGCAUGUAGCAUAAUCCACCUCAUAAGAACCUUCAUCCUCAUGCCUAAGAAGCACAUCCCCUACCCCCUCCCCGAGGGCUACACUUAUGGGAUGGACUCGGGACAGAACAUGUGCAACACCCGAAGAGGCACUAUAGAGCUUGAGCUUGAAGACGAGGGGAGGAAGGAUGUGAUUUCUGAAGGAGCGAGCACACGGCAGGUGGCCCCACAGACAGCCUCUCCAGCUGGCUCGCUCCCUGAAAGCAGUUUUAAGCAGUGUGUGCUCAGCUGGUUUUUUCUGUGGCACCUGGUGUGGCUGUCAGUCAUGAUCCUGCGACACUACCUGUUCAUUGCCACCCUGAACCCCAUGUUGACCCUCCUGACCGAAGGAGACCCAGCCCAAGUGAGCCACUACACCAACGUCUUCGCCUACACCCAGUUAUGUGGGAUACUGUGCGCCAUCUGGAACGGCCUGAUCAUUGACCGAUACAAGGGCACGCGACAGGCAGGAGAGACAGAGGAGGAGAGUAAACUACGCUCUGUGGUGCUCUCCCUCUUCCUCACUGCCCUGCAGUGCCUCUUAUUCUCCAUCUGCGCCACCAUACCUGUGCUCCCGCUGCAGUACCUGACUUUCGUCCUGCAAGUGCUCAACCGCGCCUUCAUAUUUGGAGGGAAUGCAGCCUUCAUCAGCAUUGUCUUCCCAAUCUGUCACUUUGGGAAGCUGCUUGGCCUGUUUUUGGUUCUGUCAACCCUGGUGUUGCUCCUGCAAUUCCCCUGCAUCAUCCUGGUGAAUGAGGUGUUGGAUGGAGACCCCUUAUAUAUAAACAUAGCCCUGUGCAUCCUGUGCCUGGCCACGUUCAUUCACCCGGCCUAUGUCUAUAUCCGCUGGCGCAGAUUGGCCAAUCAGAGAAGACGCUCCACCCAGCCACCUCCCCCUCAUGAGAAUGCCAUCCCCGGAGACAGUGAAGACAAACUUCAGGACUCCCCAGACACCACCACAGAAGACACUUUGGCGCCCCCAAGAAGGGGAUCUGCUGUUUUCUGA
This is a messenger RNA of Conger conger (European conger), 1590 nucleotides long. RefSeq names its product equilibrative nucleobase transporter 1-like. The transcript is spliced from 12 exons. The record is from RefSeq and is a predicted model, not a curated record. Bases 1 to 1590 code for a protein of 529 amino acids. Lineage: Eukaryota; Metazoa; Chordata; Actinopteri; Anguilliformes; Congridae.